This is a messenger RNA of Brachypodium distachyon (stiff brome), 486 nucleotides long. RefSeq lists its product as uncharacterized. Lineage: Eukaryota; Viridiplantae; Streptophyta; Magnoliopsida; Poales; Poaceae. The transcript has 3 exons. The record is from RefSeq and is a predicted model, not a curated record. The coding region runs from base 1 to 486 and encodes 161 amino acids.
AUGACGGCCAUGUCGCCCGGCCUCAAGAUCCUCGUUGGCACGGAGCUCUUCAACCUCAUCGCUCGUGAUGGUGCAACCGCUCAGGACAUCUGGGUCGAUUUGCGCCGCCUGUUCCAGGACAACAGCGACGUGCGCAUCAACGCUCUUCACAGCGAGCUCCGCUCCAUCUCUCAGGGUGACAUGCCGGUCAGCGUCUACUAUCAGCGCGUCAAGGCCAUCGGCGAAGAACUCCGCGAGCUUGGUGACCAAAUGGACAACCGCUCGCUGAUCAAUGCUUUGUUGGUUGGGCUCAGUGAUCGCUUCGACAAGCAGUCUGCAUUCAUCCCGCUGCUGAAACCGCCACCAACCUUCUCCGAAGUUCGCAGCAUCCUUCAGAUGGAGGAGAUGACACAGCUCUGCGACGCCGCCGGCACUGCCACCUCAUGCAGCUCCCCCUCCUCUGGCCAUGCAACCGCCACCUGGAUGGUGGCCAAGCCCCAACUAUGA